AUGCACCUAGAUUUGAUUCCAGGAAAAUUGAAGGUCCUUUGGGAUGUAUGGGGUAUUGAUACCCUAGUCAUGGUGAGCAUAGCGUUGCAAGUCAUUCUCACUCUCCUUGGUAGCCGCAGAAGAUACAUCCCAGGACUUAAGAUAAGAUUCACAAUUUGGUUUGCCUACUUGUUGUCAGGUUCAGUUGCAAAGGUUAUUAUAGGUAAGCUCACCACAAUAGAAAUCAGUGACACUAAGAAACACGAUGUCACCUUGGAACUAGAGGCACUGCUCGCACCCAUGCUCUUGGUUCAAAUUGGGAAUCCGGAUACCAUUACUGCCUAUUCAAUAGAAGAUAAUAAACUUGGAUUGAGGCAGUCACUUAACUUACUCUUCCAAGUGGGUGUGGUAGUGUAUAUCCUCGUUAGGUGUUGGAAUAGUUCUUUGCUGUCCAUCCUAUAUUUGCCAACAUUUUUGGCCGGAGUAAUCAAGUAUGGAGAGUUGGCAUGGGCUCUUAAGUCAGCAUUGAGGAAUUAUGGUUUAACCAUUGAAGAAAUAAACCAUGAAGAAAAUGUUCCUAAUUUAUUCCGAAGGUUACCUAGGGACAUUCCUGGUCUAGAAUUAAUCUUAAAGGCUUAUUACCGCUUUAAUUGCUUGAAGCCUCACCUUGAGAACUGGCUUUAUAAGCCCUUAUAUGAAUCUCUUCCAUGGAUGUCCAUUGAUGCAUAUUCAGCUGAGGAUGUCUUCAGAAUCACAGAUUCUGAACUUGGCUUCAUGUACGAUGUGCUCUAUACAAAGGCACCUGUAACAUAUACGUGGGUAGGUUAUAUUCUCCGUGUCAUCAGUUUUUUCAGUUUAGCAUCAACUUUCUGUGCAUUCACAAUCAUGUUCAAGACUGCCAUUUUACAUCAUAUGGAUGCUGGCUUUACCUUCUUGGUACUAAUUGCAGCUAUCAUUCUAGAGGUUUAUCAAAUCUUACUAUUACCCUUUUCAGAUUGGGCAAUAAUUGAAAUAACUAAGCACCAUGAUAUGCCAAUUAUGAUGCCAUUCUUGCGAUUUAUAGUCCCAAGAGCAAAUAAAUGGAAAAGAUGGUCUAAUUUAUUGGGACAAUUCAAUUUGUUAAACUUCUGCCUUCAUGAUAAGCCACUGAAGUUCGAUAGAAUCCUCAAGUUUCGAGGCUUUGAUAUGGAGUACAAAAAGAGCAAGAGUAGGACCCGUGUUGAGUUGGCUAAAGGAUUGAAAGAACUUAUGGUGCAAGAAAUGAAAGAGGUGGAUGCAAUGAGAGAUUUAAAGCCCAUCACCCAAAGAGGUCAAUGGGCACUUGAAAGGUAUGGAUGCCUCAAUUAUGAAUUCAAAUGGAGUGUUAAGAGAGAUUUGGAUAAGAGCAUUAGCAUAUGGCACAUUGCAACAGACAUUUGCUACCAUUCAGAUGUUCAGAAUGCCAUUGCAAACUCUCAAAUUGAAAUGGGUAAAUUGUUGUCAAACUAUAUGAUGUAUCUUCUUGCCAUGCGUCCUCACAUGUUAUGCACUACCACAUCAGAUAUAAUAUUCCAACAUACCUACACUACACUCCUGACAUUUUUAAGAACAAGACCAUCAAUAACAAGAGAUGAAAGUGAAGCUUGUAGGAUUUUGAGGAUAGAAGAACUUCCCAAGGAGUUAGACUUUAAUAGAAAUAAGGAAACUAUGGUGACAUCUAACUGGCAUGUCUUAAAUGAUGCACAGAGACUUGCUAGGAGUUUGAUGAGCAGAGAGAACAGAUGGCACAUCAUUAGCAGCGUGUGGGUGGAGAUGCUGUGCUAUGCAGCAAGUAAUUGCCCAAUGGAUUUCCAUGCUGAACAGCUAAGGCGAGGUGGGGGAUUGAUCACUCAUGUUUGGCUUCUCCUAGCCCACAAGACAGACAAGUUUUAUACCAGUGAAUAA
Molecule: messenger RNA, 1902 nt
Organism: Quercus robur (English oak)
Lineage: Eukaryota; Viridiplantae; Streptophyta; Magnoliopsida; Fagales; Fagaceae
Exons: 1
Coding region: 1-1902 (633 amino acids)
Source: RefSeq, a predicted model, not a curated record